This is a messenger RNA of Gigantopelta aegis, 2739 nucleotides long. RefSeq names its product calmodulin-like. The record is from RefSeq and is a predicted model, not a curated record. The transcript is spliced from 3 exons. The coding region runs from base 220 to 660 and encodes 146 amino acids. Gene Ontology annotation, molecular function: calcium ion binding. Lineage: Eukaryota; Metazoa; Mollusca; Gastropoda; Neomphalida; Peltospiridae.
UUGAGUUUACCUGGCAAAAAGUCGAAUCAGUAGACCGGCGCAUGCGGGAAACUUUCGCUUUAUAUUUAAGGACAGUCGACGUAAAAUCGUACUACAGUGUUCAGUACCAGUCUCAGUGAUAUAGUAUAGUUGGUAGUAAAUCUGUCGCUAGGGUUUUACUGCUGACUUUUACCAAAGUAUUAGUAAUUGUAGUGCUGCUGUAUAUCAGUAUUCGCAGCCAUGGUUUUGACAAAGGAACAAAUUGCCGUGCACAAGGAGUUUUUCAAGAAAGCGGACACCGACAACAGCGGGUCGCUGACGGUUCAGGAGCUGUACAAAGCUCUAGAGAAAAUGGGGUACAAGCUCACCACAGAUGAGUGUGCCGCUAUGUUCGUUGGAACCGAUACCAACAAAGAUGGGAAAAUCACCCUGGAAGAGUUUCUCUUUGAAAUGAACAAGGUAGACCCACGCAAAGUGACAGAAUCUGAUCUGAGACGGACGUUCAAAGAGAUAGACAAAAGUGGCGACGGAUUCUUGGACAGAAAGGAGCUCGGAAAGGUGCUUGUAAAGUGCGGCAAAAAACUAACCGACGCCGAACUCGACACCAUUGUUGAGAAAGUUGACAAAGAUGGCGACGGACAAAUCAGCUAUGAGGAAUUCUUGAAGGCGUUUAAGGGUUAAAAAAACCACAACGCUGACAUCACCACUGUAUAUAUAUUACUAACUAACUCCAACCACGGUUUAAGUGAAUAGCAAAAAGGGUAGGGGUAGGGCUUUUUUUUAUUAUCUCCAUACCCACUUAAGAUUAAAAAAUAUUUGCCCUUGAACGUUAGUUCUGACUUUGAUCGGAGAUCCUGCUCAGGAAAAAAGUAUGCAAAUAGGUCAAUUAUUAUUGUUUAUAUAUUGUUCAAAAUAAGUAUAGGAUAUAUAAGCAUAGCACAACAUAACAGAAACACUGGGGUUAUAUUUGUAAUAUUAGUAGUGAGUCGCAAAGUGGAAGCCAUCAUACAACAUAAUGAAUUGCUAUCAAAUUUGUUAGUAACGGAACAAAAUAGGCAACAAAGGUAAACUUGUGAAAAUUCAAGUAAACUUUGAAUGCAUUAAUAACGUAAAACCACUACAGUUAUUUUAUUAAAAAAUUUUUUUAAUCCAUCAUGGCAUGCUACCUACCAAACAACCAGUCAAAAUUUGGGUAUCCUAUCCCAUUUACCUAUAACGCGGUGCAUAACUUUGCUAAAUGUUUGCACACCAUUGAUGUUGAUGAAGACGCCAUGUAUGCCUAUGAAACGGAAGGUUUAAAAUUAAAUAAACUUUACUGUACUAUACCCGUGUUGAUAAGAGAAAGAUCUGACCAUUUUAGUGUGCUGGUGUUUUUAAAGAUUUGCAUCAUGUUAAAUGUCCCCUGCUUAUUUUGAGCAGUAUACACUGAACAGGAACACAAGGUACAGGUAUUAUUGUAUACAACUAUUGUUCGUACUUGCCACGCUAAUUAUCCCCAGCAUUAUAUUUCUUUUACAGAAAUGGGGGAAAAUUUGUAUAGUUUACCUUGAUUAUUUGUAUUACAUUCUGCCAUAAUGUGCAGAAAUCGACCGAUGUACACAGCCGGCAGUGCCAUAUUCAGGGUUAACAAUGGGCUGCGGAAUUUGCCUUUUUAGUUGAUUGUAAUGCUCAGUCAUAUCAUCAUACAUGUUGAUAAAAAAAAAUGUAUGUCUUACAACAUUUCAUUUAUUUUGUGUAGACCCUACAACUCGUUAAUUUUACAUUUAAUAGCUAUUACAAAUCGCUAAUUUUACAUUUAAUAGCUAUUACAAAUCGCUAAUUUUACAUUUAAUAGCUAUUACAACUCGUUAAUUUUACAUUUAAUAGCUAUUACAAAUCGCUAAUUUUACAUUUAAUAGCUAUUUUAAAAGACUGCUCUGAGUGUUUUGCCAUGGUAACAUGUUUCUGACAAAUACAUCAUUUUCAGCGACUGAAGUGACAUUUAUCUUGAAUACAUUUUUGAAUACAUUAGGUUGACCGAAAACACAUUGGAUACUAGUAUAUAGAGACAUUGAUAUUCUAAACAAGAACAUAAAUCUGAUUUAAUAUGUAAUUUAAACCCUUAAAAAGGAUUUAUUUGUCGGAAAUAUACAAUAGGACAUGAAAACAAAUGCCAACAAAUUUACAUCAAUUUCAUCAUCAAAACUAGAGGAACAAUUACCGUGUACAUUUUCCGUGAUAAUCGAGUAUAGACAUUCGUAAUUGAUCAUCACGGCGCUAAAGCCUAACCGAUCAAGAUUUUAUUGUCAUCGAUCACCAUAACAUCACAGGUUGAGGGUAUAUACGUAUUUCGUUUCUGUGUAAAAUCAACACAUGCAUAUAAAUAUAAUUUUAAAAUGCUAUUUUUAAUUAUUAACUCUCUGAAAGAAAGAAAUGGUUGUGUGUGAAAAUUCGACCUAUUAUUUUUCUAAGAAAGUAUACUUGUGAAUACAUUGUGUGUAUAUAUAUAUAUGUAUAUAUAUAUAUAUAUAUAUAUUAUAUGUAUAUAUGUAUAUAUGUAUAUAUGUAUAUAUAUAUAUAUAUAUAUAUAUAUAUAUAUAUAUAUAUACACGCACACACAGGAAUUUCAUACAUUCUGUUAAUUACAUUCCAGAAAAUAAUUUUGAAUGUUCAAAUUAUUUUUGUAUUUGUUUUGGUAAUGGUUGGUCUGUCUUUUUGUUUUUUAAUUUCUUAAUUUUGUAUGCACAUUUACAUCAAUAAUAAACACAUUUGUGUACCCGC